This is a messenger RNA of Nezara viridula (southern green stink bug), 2776 nucleotides long. NCBI's taxonomy places the organism in Eukaryota, Metazoa, Arthropoda, Insecta, Hemiptera, Pentatomidae. The record is from the annotation of a GenBank genome assembly.
CUGUGUUGUUGACUAAUAGAAUAACCUGAUCCACAAUAUUAUCAGUGUACUUCCUAUCAAUUUUUAUUAGUUUAAUAUUUCAUUUGGAAUAUUUAUGUAAUUAGUGUGAUUAACUUUCUUUCUAUUCUAAAUAGUGAUAUUUGAAUUUAUGAACUGGGAAUAAAAUUAUGUUUAGGGAUGGAAAUCCUAUCAAUUAAAUUAUAUCAGUAUGGAUAGCAGUAGUAGAUAUCAUUAUUUUUGACAAUGAGGAUGGGUGAUCAUCAAAAAGAGAAAAAAGGACUAUCUCCAAAGCCACCUUUACUCCCAAAGCCUAAGUUCAUCCCUCCAAUCACAAAAAUUAGUGAAGAAUGUAAAAAUGGUUUAUUUAAAAAUUCAACUGUAGAUAGUUCUAAAGAAGAUACUUCGGAAGCGGAUAGUUCACUCUCCUUUAUUGAAAUAGCAAACGAUAGUAAAAUUGAAAAUGUUACCAGUGAUAAUAAGGCCUAUUUAAUAGCUAAUGAAUUUAUGACAUCUGAGCAAGUAUACAUAGAUGCCUUAAAAUUAAUAGUUUUUGAUUUCAAAAAUUAUAUAAAUGAAUGUAAUGUGAAAAGCAAUUCUGUGAUAAUUCCAAAUAAUGAGCUAGAAAAAAUAUUUACGACCCUUCCUCAACUUCUUCAUUUAAAUGAAGAUUUAUUAAAUGAUUUGGUGGUUAGGUUAGACAAAUGGAAUGAAGGAAAAGGUUUAGCUGAGGUUAUAGUUCGUAAAGGGCCCUUUUUGAAACUUUAUACCACUUAUAUGAAGGAUUUUGAAAAUCAGUGUAAUUAUAUGGAUGAAUGCUGCCUCAAGUACCCUAAAUUUGCUAAUGCUUUGAAAGAAUAUGAAAAAUCUCCUAUUUGUAAAAAAUUAACUUUAAAGCAUUAUAUGUUAAAACCAAUUCAAAGGAUUCCUCAUUAUCGUCUGUUAUUAGAAGACUAUUUAAAACACCUUGAUAAAGAAAGCUCCGAAUAUAGAGAUACAGAAACUGCUUUAAAUAUCAUUAGAGAUGUUCUUCAUCAUGCUAAUUGCAGUUUAAAAUUAGUGGAAAAUUUUUACAAAUUGUACCAAAUUCAGACAGCUCUUGGGAAUUAUGAAAUAAUUAAACCAGGAAGACUUUUUAUAAAAGAAGGAGAACUAAAAAAACUGAGCAGGAAAGAAACACAAGGGCGUUUUAUUAUUCUGUUAAGUGAUUGUUUGCUGUAUACAAUUUAUACUACUUCAGUUACUGGACUCAAACUCAAAUAUGAGCUUCCUUUAUCUGGCAUGAAAGUUCAAACUCACAAUGAUACUCAAGGAGUUUUCAAGGAAUUCAGUAUCAUCACAAACACAAGAAGUUUCACACUUAGAGCAAAAAAUAGUAUAGAAGGUGAAGAAUGGGUGAAUGCUUUGACUAAAGCAAUUAAAGAAAAUAAUUCAAGACAGCUUUCAUUUCUAAAUAAAACAUGUAAUGUGGGUACAGAAAAUUUUGAUUCUCUGAAGCUUGGAAGACAGGCACCAAUCUGGAUUCAGGACAAGAGCACAACAAUGUGUCAAAUUUGUACUGCUGAGUUUACAGUUACCUUUAGAAGGCAUCAUUGUAGGUGCUGUGGUAAGGUGGUUUGUGGUGAUUGCUCAAACAAUAAAGCUCCUCUUCUGUAUUUAAAAUUUCAAUCUGCUCGUGUUUGUGAAGAGUGUUACAACUAUUUAUUGAAAGAAUUUGAAGACCCUCUAAAUAAAAUGAACGAGCUUAUAAAGCAAGAAUUAAAAAUAUCAGAUGAGGAAGCCGAAAAUUUUCGAGCAUCAUUUAAAAAGAUGGAUAUUGUUAAGAAAGUUAAAAAGUUUGUUCCUCAACGAUUAAAAGAGGUAAUGGCCAAUGACAGCGGUUCAUCAAUGAGCGGCUGGUUGUGUCGAAAACAUAAAAAGGAUUGGAAACGAAUGUGGUUUGUUCUUAAGGAUCAAGUGCUUUACAUGUAUAAAGCAUCUCACGACGUUGUUGCUCAUGAUAGUUUACCAGUUUUGGGUUAUUCCGUUGAUAGAAGAGUUGAGGUGGAAGACAUGGAUUGUAAUUUGGUUUUUAGAUUGACUCAUGCUGGCCAGACCCCUGUAGUUUUUUCUGCCCCAAACAAGCAGUUUGCUGACAUGUGGGUUAAUGCUCUUACUGAAGCUAGUGUUUUGAAAUGAAACAUAUUUCGUUCUGCAUAUAAUUGAUGGGCAUUCAAUUAAACUUGGUAUUAUAAUUUAUUAAAAUUAUUUAUAUUAUUUAAUUUGACAAUCAAUAUGACACUUUUGCUAACAGAUUUGUAAAGAUCUAUUUUUUGUAUUUUAUUGUACAGACAAAAAUUAAAUUGUAUAUUUUUGUAAAUUAGAUGUAUUGAUAAUGUAAAUUGUUUAUAAAUAAAAGAAAGUUUGUUAAUGUAAUUUUUAUCUUCCAGUUUUAAGUUUUAUAUGUACCUAUAGCUUCAUUUAUUAUUAUUAUUAUGUAAAACUAAUGUGCGUUGUUUGUUAGAUCUGUUAAAUUUAAAUUUCCUUCCAUCACAUUAGUUGUAUUAUUUAAAUCAAUGUUGAAUUUUUAAAUUUUUCAGCUAAUUUGUUGUUCUGUUUUGCCUAAUAUUAAAUGAGUUGUUAGUAAAAAAGAGAAACUUUAUGACUGUAAAUGCUUUUAUAUCUAAACCAGUUCUUCAAGUAUUUAUGUGAUAUAAUUAAGCUGCCUAAUGUGGAAUUGUCUUUGUGGUCUCUUGCUUAUUUAAAUUCCAUCCACCAUAAUAAAUGUUUUAUAACCUUA